GUGUGUAACAUACACCAUCAUGACAGGAACUAAUUACAAUGAGAGAAAUGUAUUUGAGGUUUACAGGUUAAUUUUCUUAUAAACUCUGUUCCACUAAAGAUCAGAAACGGUCCAAUCAGAGCUCAGUGAGAGCAGGAAGCUGUCAGUGUUCACUAGACCACUUAUACCUGACUGAGAAGGAAACUGUGGUUCAGAGGAGAAGAGAAUCACUUCAGCUGAGACAUGUCUUCAUCUGUGACAACUACUGUGGGAGGUGUGAUGGUGGUCACCCAUGUGCACCCAGCACCUCAGGGGACUGAACGCCAGCAUGUGGGCAUCCAGAAGUUCAUGAAGGCUUGGCCGCUGGCGCUCGGGACAGUUCAGAUCAUGAUCGGCCUGAUGGUUCUGCUAUUUGGGAUCGCCAUGGUUGUCAAUGCGGAUACACUGGGAGUUUACAGCGGCGCUUUCGUCUGGGGAGCUUUGAUUUACAUCACAGCUGGAUCUCUGACAGUGGCUGCUGGGAAAUCUAAGAACCUGUGUCUGGUGAACGGCGCCCUGGCUCUCUGUGUCAUGGCAGCAGUUGCUUCCUGUAUUGCGACCAUCCUCUACUCUCUGGAUGCUGCAGGACUUUCAAACCGAUGCCGUUACUAUGGCUAUGACUUUGGGUCUGGAAGUUACGGGUGCUAUCUUUAUAAGAUUCGGAUGCAGGGGUUUUCAGGGAUCUUGGUUGUUUUCCAUUUCUUGGAGCUCGUUGUUUCAAUCACCGUCUCAGGAUUUGCCUGCUGCGCUGCCUACAACAGCAGCUCAGAGAAUGGUGAAACACUUACAAGUGUGUGGAUGCAUCCCAUUGACCCGGAAAUCGAUCCAGUCCGCCAUCAUGAAGGACGCUCCAGUGUUCUUAUUUCUGCUCCAGGGACAGAGGCAGGAGAAAACAUGAGACCAGAAUUCACUGAAGUCUUUUAUCAGACCAACACAGCCCUUAAUUAGAAACCUGUCAGAGACUGGAUGCUGUUGGAGCUGCAGUUAAGAAGCAGUUGGAGGCCCUGUCUUCAAAAAUGUCUCGACUUGAAUAAACUGGGUUUAUUAGAUUGUGAUCAUAUGUGCAUUUAAUAUUAUCAAUAUAUUAUCAGUUAACAGAGAUUCACCGUUUGUGUUUGUCUUGUAGCCGCCAUCAUUCGUUGUUGUACCUGGAGAUGUUGCAGUGACUCCAUAUGCUCCGCCCAGUGUCCAAACACCACUUCUCUCAGCUCCUCCCACAGGUCAGGUCAAAACUGUGAAGUUGUGAGUACAUGUGGUACUGUCAGGUUCAGGUUCAGCAGGAAAUUACAGUCCUUAUUUCCAGCUACAAAUGCCAGGUUUCGCUAAAAGCCCAGAAGAUCCAACAGCUACAGCCCCGACUGAGCCUCCAGCCUACGAUGCUGUCAUCAACUGAAGAGUCCUGAUAGACCUUCCUGUUCUGAUUAACCUGACACCACUAAGGCCAAUCAUCUCCCCAGGUCUCUUUAGAUGCACGCUUGUAAGCCAUGUAUUAACAUGCUCUUUUAAUGUUAACUGAAACCUAACGUGUGAUGAAAAUCUGAAGUAAAUGUGUCAUUCCUAAACUGGCACAACAAAAAUCUAUGUUAAAC
Molecule: messenger RNA, 1607 nt
Organism: Toxotes jaculatrix (banded archerfish)
Lineage: Eukaryota; Metazoa; Chordata; Actinopteri; Toxotidae
Product: membrane-spanning 4-domains subfamily A member 4A-like
Exons: 6
Coding region: 223-966 (247 amino acids)
Cellular component (GO): membrane
Source: RefSeq, a predicted model, not a curated record